AUGGAGAUUUCAAAGAUGUUGAGAUUCACGCCGGGUAAGAACGUUGACGUCAACGACAUUGAUGCUAUUGUUACACCGCCGGGUUACAGAGGGGACAGCUGGUUUUCAACGGAGACGCCAUCAAGUAAUUUUAUUUUUCGGGUUCGCAAGCCGCUUGGUCGCUUCCUGUCGUUUGACGUGAAGAGAAGCUUGUUUUCCGGAAAGCGUCUCUCGGAGCAAGCAGACGAUUCUCCCGUCACCAAAAGAUUGCGCGAGACAGUGUCGGGUAUUGACCGUAUUUCUUUACAGACGUUGUCUCCUACGUCAGAGAAUGAUGACGUCAAGUCAGUUGUUCAUCGACUGUCAACCGACGACGACAUCAUUGCUGACGGUUCCUGUCAGUAUACCCUACCUACGAUCGCCGGAAAACACAGUGACUUGAAAGCUAUUUCUCCUGAAACGAUGCAUGACGUUCUUCAGGGUUGCUAUGACGACGAGAUAGAUCACGUGACUGUCAUUGACUGCAGAUACCCGUAUGAAUUUGAGGGUGGUCACAUCAAGGGCGCCAUCAACUUGUACACACGUAGUGCUAUACAGGAGUUCCUCUCACGACACAGUAGUUCUUACGCUUCCUCCAAGAAACACGUGCUCAUCUUCCACUGCGAGUUCUCGUCAGAAAGAGGUCCAAAAAUGUACCGCCAUCUGCGCAGUGAGGACCGUGCCAUGAACAAAGACCACUACCCCCGCCUCAACUUCCCAGAAAUCUACCUGCUCGAGGGAGGUUACAAGGCAUUCUUCUACAAGUUUAUGAAGCAAUGCUUACCCCAGACGUACAAGCCCAUGCUGCACAAGGACCAUGCCACUGAUCUACGUCACUUCCGUGGAAAGUCUAAGUCAUGGACCGCCGGUGAAAGACGACAACUCAUGCGCACCACCCUUAGGUUUUAGUGCCAUCUGACCUUAGUGCUAAUGAACACAAGAAACGAAACAAGCAUAUAUCUGUGAUAUAAAUGUGCAAUAUUUGUAGUGAUGUGUAAAGUUAUCAUGUGUUUCGUAAAACACAGCAGUUGCAGUAGGACAGCUGCAGGAUUCCGAGUUAAUAUUUGAUCAUCGGUGCUCCCCGUAAUAUAAUUGUUUGCCAUAUUUGAUCAUGGACUUUUGAUCAAAAAUGUUUCUUUUUUGUCAAGAUUGAAAAUACUCGAACAAUGCAACGGAAACCAUAUUUACGAAUGUACUGCUUAAAGAAAUACCCAUUUCUGGUAAAAUAUAUGUUAACUAAAAAUUUAUGUGAAUUAAACAAUAUAUUUUGGUGUAAAUGAUGAAACGAUUUUAACAUUCAACAUGACUGUGCUUUUACUAGUUCUCUUGUAUAUAUUGAUGUACAUACCAUUUUAUUUAUCAUUAUUUUUACUUUGUAUGCUUACUGAAAAAAAGAGCAAUCAGAUGUGCUCAACGUGUUCUUUCUAGAGAUGCUUGUGUAUAAAUGAGAAGUGUUUUCCUAUAUAAUUUCUUUCUUUCUAAUCCUUGUCUGUACCUCUUCCUUUGAAGUUUCAUUUGUUUUUGUUAUGAAUUUCGCCAAAAAAAAAAAUAAACAAAAGUACUCACCGAAUAUUUGUACUGUUUUGUAUUUGACCCACUUUACACUGUUGUCAACUCUUGGCUGUUACACUGCGGUUUUUCGUUUACAU
Molecule: messenger RNA, 1667 nt
Organism: Mercenaria mercenaria
Lineage: Eukaryota; Metazoa; Mollusca; Bivalvia; Venerida; Veneridae
Product: M-phase inducer phosphatase 1-like
Exons: 8
Coding region: 1-927 (308 amino acids)
Biological process (GO): protein dephosphorylation; positive regulation of G2/M transition of mitotic cell cycle; G2/M transition of mitotic cell cycle
Cellular component (GO): cytoplasm; nucleus
Molecular function (GO): protein tyrosine phosphatase activity
Source: RefSeq, a predicted model, not a curated record